AUUCUCACUUGUCUGGCAUUCUCUCUUGUCUGGCAUUCUCACUUGUCUGGCAUUCUCACUUGUCUGGCAUUCUCUCUUGCCUGGCAUUCUCACUUGCCUGGCAUUCUCACUUGCCUGGCAUUCUCACUUGCCUGGCAUUCUCGCUUGCCUGGCAUUCUCACUUGCCUGGCAUUCUCACUUGCCUGGCAUUCUCACUUGCCUGGCACUCUCGCUUGCCUGGCAUUCUCACUUGUCUGGCAUUCUCGCUUGCCUGGCACUCUCGCUUGCCUGGCAUUCUCGCUUGACUGGCAUUCUCACUUGCCUGGCAUUCUCACUUGCCUGGCAUUCUCACUUGACUGGCAUUCUCACUUGACUGGCAUUCUCUCUUGUCUGGCAUUCUCACUUGACUGGCAUUCUCACUUGACUGGCAUUCUCACUUGUCUGGCAUUCUCUCUUGUCUGGCAUUCUCACUUGACUGGCAUUCUCACUUGA
Lottia gigantea (owl limpet) is the source of this 471-nucleotide messenger RNA. RefSeq lists its product as hypothetical. The record is from RefSeq and is a predicted model, not a curated record. The annotation marks the transcript as partial. NCBI's taxonomy places the organism in Eukaryota, Metazoa, Mollusca, Gastropoda, Lottiidae. The transcript has a single exon.